AUGGUAGAAAGCGGUGGUGGAAAAUCAACUCUUGAUGAAAUAAUCAGGGAAGAAGAGAGGAACAAGGAAAAAAUCAACAGGAAGGAUUAUUGGUUGCAUAAGGGGAUUGUUGUUAAGGUUAUGAGCAAAGUCUUGGCAGAGAAGCGAUAUUACAAACAAAAAGGUGUUGUGAGGAAAGUAAUUGACAAGUACGUAGGGGAAAUAAAAAUGUUAGAAAGUAAGCAUGUGCUUAGAGUUGAUCAGGAAGAGCUUGAAACUGUGAUACCACAGGUUGGGGGACGUGUAAAAAUAGUAAACGGGACUUAUUGUGGAUCUCUUGCUAGGCUGCUCGGGGUGGAUAGAGAUCGAUUUUGCGCUAAGGUGCAGAUAGAGAGAGGCACUUAUGAUAGUAGGGUGCUUAAAGUUGUGGAAUAUGAGGACAUAUGUAAAGUAGCCUAG
Molecule: messenger RNA, 438 nt
Organism: Vicia villosa (hairy vetch)
Lineage: Eukaryota; Viridiplantae; Streptophyta; Magnoliopsida; Fabales; Fabaceae
Product: KIN17-like protein
Exons: 1
Coding region: 1-438 (145 amino acids)
Biological process (GO): DNA damage response; DNA replication
Cellular component (GO): nucleus
Molecular function (GO): double-stranded DNA binding
Source: RefSeq, a predicted model, not a curated record